CUUGUCUGCUCUUCUUUCCCGUCCCCCUGCAGCCGAACAAAAGAAGCCUAGCCCCGACGCCUAGCCCCGACGCCUAGCCCCGACGCCUCUUCCUCUUGAGAAACCGGUGAAGCUUGAUGAUUUUUGCCUUCUUUUCUUGUUCAAGAACAAGAUUUGAGCUUAGAAACCUUCUCCCCUACUGGAAUUUCCAGAUCUGCUCUGCUCCUUCCUUCCUCACCGCCGGCUGCUCUUGAUUGUGGGUGAUUUCUGGGCAUUUUUUCGUUCCUGUGAGUCCCCUGCAGAUUUGCCGCCGGCCUCUUCCCCCUGUCAUGUUCGGUUCUGCAGCUGGAAAAUUAUGGAAGCAAAGUCAAGGACGGGGAAAAACAAAGGGAGUGACGAGUUAAAAGGCUAGCUAUUGUAAUUGGAUAUGAAAUUUUAGAUAUAAAUCAUGAUCUUGCAAGCUAGACGUUAUUCGGAGAUUUUAUGAUAUCAGAGCAAAUUUUAUAACUUUAUCUUUAGAUUCUGGUGGUAUCAGAUUGUGGUAUGAUAAGUUCCGAGCUUUGUGCAUUUGUGGGACUCUCUCACGAGUGCAAGGCGUCUGCCAUGUCUCCGAAUUUGGGUUCUGAGGUGUGACAAUUGUGUGACAAGGUUUAUGUGGAAAUGGUAAACUAUAUAUAGAUGAAAAGAGAUUCAGCUUUUUUUGUUUUAUAUGUCAACAAAUUAACUUUACAAAA
This is a messenger RNA of Rubroshorea leprosula, 713 nucleotides long. NCBI's taxonomy places the organism in Eukaryota, Viridiplantae, Streptophyta, Magnoliopsida, Malvales, Dipterocarpaceae. The record is from the annotation of a GenBank genome assembly.